UUUACUAUGUAGUGAGAACCCUCCAGCCAACAGCUACCUGCCAAGAGAAAGGGCUUCAGGAAAACAAAUGUGACCUGUGAAUUGAGGUCUGGAGAGAGAGAGAAUGUAAACCAAAGUGUGUGUGGUGGGGAGAUACUGCCCACCCCAUGUCUUUACCAGGAGCAGGAAAGGCAAGCCUAAAGUCUGGAUUGCCAUCGAAGUCGCUGACCCAGCCAUGCCCGUUCCACUGCUCCCGUUACUGCUUCGAAUGCUGCUGUCCCGCCUGCUCCUGCCCGCUGCCCGCCUGGCCCGCCAGCACCUCCUGCCCCUGCUGCGUCGAUUGGCCCGCCGCCUAGGCUCCCAGAACACGCGAGAGGCUUUGCUGGGCUGUCUGUUGUUUGUCUUCAGCCAGGGACACCCGCCAGAUGCUGAGGAGGCCUCCAGAGUGGCGCGCCCAGAGAGGAGGGAGAGGCUAACCCGGCAAAAAUGAGGCCACGAGUCCUGGUAGCAGCAGAAACUAAAUGCUUUCUUUUGGAAUG
Pteropus alecto (black flying fox) is the source of this 518-nucleotide messenger RNA. RefSeq names its product myomixer, myoblast fusion factor (gene MYMX). The transcript has a single exon. The record is from RefSeq and is a predicted model, not a curated record. Gene Ontology annotation, cellular component: plasma membrane; Golgi membrane; endoplasmic reticulum membrane. Lineage: Eukaryota; Metazoa; Chordata; Mammalia; Chiroptera; Pteropodidae. Gene Ontology annotation, biological process: skeletal muscle organ development; myoblast fusion. The coding region runs from base 215 to 469 and encodes 84 amino acids.